AUGGUGCCAUUGCCAACCAAUAAAGACACAUCCUACUCAUACUCCUGGCCAGUAUGUCAACAAAAUAUGUCUGCUGCCAAUGUCAAAGACUUCAGCUCACUUCCUGGUCAUAUACAACAAUUUCUCUAUUAUCGACAUUGUCGCCAUUUUCCCAUGCUACUCGAUGUUCCUGACAAAUGUGGAGGCGCUGAUGAAUCGGCAAACGUUUUCCUUCUGCUGGUCAUUAAAAGCUCCCCUUCAAACUACGAGCGCAGACAGGUGCUGCGCCAAACCUGGGCUAAAGAGAGAUUGCACAAUGGUGUUUGGAUCCGAAGAAUCUUUAUCUCAGCAACGACGGAUACUGGCUUUCAGAAACAUAGACUGAACAAACUCCUUAAAUUGGAGCAACGCCAGUACAAUGACAUCCUGCAAUGGGACUUCUCUGACUCAUUCUUUAAUCUCACCUUGAAGCAGAUACUCUUCCUAGAGUGGAUGGAUAGGAACUGUCCACACACACGCUUCCUGUUUAAUGGUGAUGAUGACGUCCUUGCUCACACAGGCAACAUGAUUGAGUAUCUCCAAAGCCUCACGGACAAUGAUGGAAGCAAGCACCUCUAUACUGGCCAUCUGAUCGAGGGUGUGGGGCCCAUUCGAGUACCAGAGAGCAAGUAUUUUGUUCCCGUUCAGGUAGAGGAGUCAGAAUCAUAUCCACCAUACUUGGGUGGGGGCGGCUUCCUGCUGUCUGGCUACACAGCUUCAGUCAUAUAUAAGAUGUCCCACACCAUUACCAUCCUUCCCAUUGAUGAUGUUUACAUGGGAAUGUGUCUGGCUAAAGCAGGACUUGGACCUGAAUCCCAUGGUGGUGUGAGGACCGCAGGGCUGUUCUAUCCAAACUAUCCCCCCAGCAAAAUAGAUGAAUAUGACCCUUGCUUAUAUAAAGACAUGCUACUUGUUCACAGAUUCCUUCCAGCUAACAUGUAUCUUAUGUGGCAGGACUUACAUGACCCUGAUCUGGACUGUGCUACGGAGAAUAAAUAA
Molecule: messenger RNA, 1017 nt
Organism: Scomber japonicus (chub mackerel)
Lineage: Eukaryota; Metazoa; Chordata; Actinopteri; Scombriformes; Scombridae
Product: N-acetyllactosaminide beta-1,3-N-acetylglucosaminyltransferase 3-like
Exons: 1
Coding region: 1-1017 (338 amino acids)
Cellular component (GO): membrane
Molecular function (GO): hexosyltransferase activity
Source: RefSeq, a predicted model, not a curated record